Molecule: messenger RNA, 1965 nt
Organism: Patiria miniata (bat star)
Lineage: Eukaryota; Metazoa; Echinodermata; Asteroidea; Valvatida; Asterinidae
Exons: 1
Coding region: 1-1965 (654 amino acids)
Biological process (GO): DNA integration
Molecular function (GO): nucleic acid binding
Source: RefSeq, a predicted model, not a curated record
AUGGCUACUGCGGCUCCAUCUGCUACCUCAACCAUACCAGGUUAUUCUCAUGAAGAUCUAGCACGGCUACAACAGAGUGAUCCAUUGAUAUCACCGUUCUACACAUUGUGGAGACGAGGAGGUAAACCUGGGAGUCGGCAGCUGAAGCAUGAAUCUAGUCCCCUGAGAGCUCUUAUCAAGAGAUGGGAUCGAAUCGAAGUCCGUGGCGAAGUCUUGUACGUUCGGUUUCAUGACCCAGUCGAGGGCGACAGUUAUCAGUUGCUUCUCCCUGCUGAACUCCAGCCGAUGGUGAUGGAUACACUCCACAAUCAGGCAGGUCAUCAAGGACGAGAGCGCACUCUUGCGCUCAUCAGGAAGAGGUGUUUCUGGCCGGGAAUGGCCACAACCGUAGAGAAGUGGUGUCAGAAAUGCGAGAGGUGCACCGUGUCCAAAGCACCAACCCCUGCAGUUAGGCCAUCCAUGGGAAGGUUACUGGCUGAGCGCCCACUCGACAUCUUGGCAAUCGAUUUCACCAUUCUGGAAAAAGCGACUGACGGAAGAGAGAAUGUGUUGGUCAUGACCGACGUUUUCAGUAAAUUCUCGCAGGCUGUUCUGUGUCGAUAUCAGAAGGCGUCGACCGUGGCCAAGGUCCUUGUUGAAGUGUGGUUUCAAAAAUUUGGGGUUCCCCGCCGUAUCCACAGCGACCAAGGGCGAAAUUUUGAAUCGCAACUUGUCAAGGAUCUGUGUGGUGUCUACGGCAUCCAAAAGAGUAGGACCACGGCGUAUCAUCCGCAGGGGAAUGGUCAGUGUGAGCGGUUCAACCGACGCUCCAUGACCGUCUCCGCACACUGCCACCCGGGCAAAAACGCAGAUGGCCCCAACACAUUCGAGAGCUCGUGUUCGUGUACAAUUGCAUCCCGCACUCAUCUACCGGCUUUGUCCCCCUUCCUUGUCUUCAUGGGGCAAGAACCCACACUCCCGAUUGAUCUUCUUCUAAACCCAGCUGCAGAUGCCGACAAACUACUACAUGUAGGUUGUGAUUCAUGGGUGGAACAACACCAGCAGAGACUGCAAGCUGCUGCAGAGGUUGCCAGAAAGAGACAGCUGGAGAGGAGUGAGGCAAGGUGUAAGCGUAAUGAGGAGAGAGUCAACGAUAAGGGCAUCGCAGUGGGAACCCGGGUACUGCUGAGGAAUCGUAUUCCAGGGAGGAACAAGAUUGGUGACCACUGGCAGGCAACACCCUACAAGGUUACAGCACGACCACAUGACAACGUGUACGAAGUACAACUGGCUGAUGGCACAGGCCCAAGGAAGCGAGUAACAAGGACAGAGGUAUUAGAUACGGGAGAGUUUGUUCCAGAGGGCGACUCUACAUCAGAGGCCUCAGACAAUGAGCUCCCAGGUGAGGCUCCAGAUCCAGAAGAUGGAGCCACUCACGAUCAGAAUGCAGACGCCAGCGAAGACGAACCGAUGCCUGUCGAACAUCAAGACCAUGACGCUGAAGUAGCCACUGGCCAGAGAGGAGACCACAAAGAUGGAGGAGAAACAACCAACAGGAGUCAGGUUGCUGAUGAAGAGGAAUCUUCAUCACUGCUGGAUGUAAUGGUCUUGGUGAAGGAGGUGGAUACCCAGCCAACAACAGCCCCAUCCCAGAGUUCCAGUGAACCAGGUGAACCCAUGGCGGAUGGUAAAACGAUGGUGGAUGAUCCCCAGGCUUCUGACGAAGCAGUGGAGACCCCAGGUACUACUGCCCUGAGUACCCCACAGGAAACCACCAUGCCAGCAGAGAUGUCAGAACCACAUAGCUUCAACGAAGCAGUGGAGACUGAGAGCCCUUCAGUGUCCCAGUCUCCCUCAGAUAACCGUGAGCCAGUGGGACCGAGUACCAGUACCUUACCAGCGAUGAUAGCCGAGCCCCAUCAUCCGGACAAAGCAGUGGAGACUGAGAGCCCCUUCAGUGUCCCAGUCUCCUUCAGAUGCUUCUGA